GGGAAAUGUGAGUGAUGGCAGGGAAGGUAGAGGGGACAGGGACAGGGUUGGGUGGUCCACGUGCUAUGCCCUGACAACCAGCCCCGGAACUUGGCCCGAAUCUUGAAAAUUCUCAUCACGUGUAUUCAUCACCUCACAAGCCAAAUAUCGCGAGGUUCAGAUUUUAUCUUUUAACGUUCUCGGGCCUCUAUCUAGCUUCGCAUAGCGCGUUUUUCUCAGCAUCACAGAUAGCCACUGCGCGGUUAUGCAUAAUUCAAGGAGACGACCUGCAGCCCGACAAACCGUCAUUCCUCAUGGGCCUCGGUCGACAAUACCACCAUCAUGGAGAGAUCAGCAACGAGAAAAAGAGACUAUGAAACGCCGAGAUGCCGCUAACCAAGCUCGUCAGGAGGCCAAAGAUAAUGCACUAAAAGUACACUUGCAACCUGUUCCAGGUUCCGCGAUACUCAUUGAAGGACUUCCGUUUGAUGCAUUACCUGGAGAACUUGAGGAGCUUUUUGCAACGACGGUUGGAUAUGUAGUGGACGCGUAUCUUCUGUAUAAUGACAAAGGCUAUCCCAAGGGGAAGGGAUAUGUCCAGUUCAGUCAUCCUUCUGACGCAGCUUUAGCACGAAGGAAAUACCAUGGUCGAGUCAUUGAUGGACGCUCUCCGAUUCGCGUGAGACUCGUUAUCGACACUGAAGAGCCAGAGUUUCCUCGCGGUGGCCUGAAUGGAGCCACCCAGCCGCGUAGCUUAGCCGGCCGUAUCCAUCCUCAACCAACACAAAAUGUCAACGCCCCUCCGCCUCUUCGCCUCUCCCAACGUUUGGGCCCCCCUGUGGCCUCGCCUCUCCCAAUUCAACGCCUUCCCCCAACGCCUUCGGCCGUGGCUUUAACACUUCGAUCCAACACUACCUACAUCAACCAACCACUUCGAGCCCGCGUGAAGAAAGGUCCCAGACGUACGGCAAAACGGGCCCAGAGACUCGCAUUGGCGCGUGACCGUCCAGCGGUUGCUGCCGAUCUUGAUGCCGAUUUGGAUAAAUACAUGAGUAUGACUCAGACUGGACUUCUGCGAUGAUGAUCGGACAACGGAUCUCAAUCUUUUUGUGCAUAUCUUUAUCAUUUCUUGUUGCAACAUAGCUUUGUCAAUGCAUUAGAUGUCGCUGAGG
Molecule: messenger RNA, 1151 nt
Organism: Cantharellus anzutake
Lineage: Eukaryota; Fungi; Basidiomycota; Agaricomycetes; Cantharellales; Hydnaceae
Exons: 8
Coding region: 245-1060 (271 amino acids)
Biological process (GO): mRNA export from nucleus
Cellular component (GO): nucleus
Molecular function (GO): mRNA binding
Source: RefSeq, a predicted model, not a curated record